Messenger RNA from Saccostrea cuccullata (small rock oyster), 3071 nucleotides. Its product is annotated as leucine-rich repeat-containing protein 15-like. Gene Ontology annotation, molecular function: protein binding. Gene Ontology annotation, cellular component: extracellular matrix. The transcript is spliced from 2 exons. The record is from RefSeq and is a predicted model, not a curated record. NCBI's taxonomy places the organism in Eukaryota, Metazoa, Mollusca, Bivalvia, Ostreida, Ostreidae. Bases 147 to 1946 code for a protein of 599 amino acids.
GGAAGUCUUCGAAAAAUUCCAUUCUUUUUGUCCCUAUAGCGAAGUUUGAGAAUUUUCAAAGUGAUGAUGUUAAAAUGAUGCCUUGACUAUUCUAGCACACCUGUCUCGCACCUGUGAUUUCAGACAGGUAAACAGAAGGUUCAGCCAUGGAUUUCAGAAAUUGGUAUGAGAUCCUGCUCAUCUUGUCAGUAUGUGCACAACUUAUCUACCCUUGUCCGCAGUACUGCGACUGUUCACGAUGGUCGGAGGUCAGAUGUCAACAAGUGGCCAUGGGCGAUGUCAUGAGCAACCUUCCACUGGGGACCUUGAGACUGGAGGUCAAACAAACAACCUCGUCCUCUCUGACCUUGAUGGACAUGAACACGUCGUACACAGCGGUCAACAAUCUCAAGAUCUAUAACAGUUACAUUCAGAGGAUCGACGAUGGAACUUUCUCCUAUUUGAGAAAUCUUCAAACAUUAAACCUUACUCGCAAUAAUUUGCGCACAAUAUCAAAAAAUGCCUUUCAAGGAUUAACUCAGCUGACCAAGUUAGACUUGUCACAUAAUGACAUACAAAAUAUUGAUGAAGUGUUUUAUUCUGUUGAUCGACUUCAGGUGCUUUACAUUAACAGCAACUCACUGACGGCGAUAAGCAGUGGUGCAUUCAGUGCUCAGAAACAGCUACAUUAUCUUCAGCUGGAUAGGAACGAGUUCCAGAGUCUGACUGUAAACUCCUUCAAUGGGUUGUCCAACUCCCUUCAGACUCUGUACAUGAGGGGCUGUGAACUGAAUACCAUGAACAUGCUUCUCUCUCUUCGACAACUGAAAUUCCUGGAUUUGGGAGAAAAUGCCAUAUCUAAACUGCCACAAAAUUCUCAGCUGCGACAAGCCUUUCCUCAACUCCGUUCUCUUUUUCUGGAUAGAAAUGGAUUUACUCGUCUGGCCGAUGGACAGUUUUCAAGCAUGAAUCUGGAUACAUUGGACUUAGCAUCUAACAGGCUGGACCAGGUGACUGACUUAUUGUUUAGUGGGUUAGCUGUGCAACAUCUGAAUCUCUCUAACAAUGCAAUCAUUAAUGUGGGCGCGUCUUCGUUCAAACAAAUAAAAUCACUCAACAGUCUCAACCUGGCCCAGAAUCCCAUCGGCAGUUUCCCGCCAGAAUUAUUCCGUGGAAUUUUUUCUCUACGUGAGCUGAACCUUUCUGCGUGUGCACUAAAUAGUUUGAGUGAAGACCAGUUCAAAGAAAUCUACCUGUUUCAGUUGGACAUUUCCCGAAAUUCUCUCCCUUUUCUUCCGCAAGGUCUGCUAGAUCGUUUGACAAUGAUAAGUAAGUUUUAUAUUUAUGAGAACCCCUGGCACUGUGACUGCCGUAUUGCUCCUCUGAAGCAGUGGCUCGAGCGAUUCUGGUCUCGUAGUUGUAACCCCAUGCAGUUUCCUGUGGAAUGUCAGCCGCCUCUGUGCAUGUCACCGCUAUCCUUAACCCAGCGUCCCAUCACUGACCUGACUGAGGCGGAAAUUAACACGUGUGCACCCAUGGAAGAGCUAUCCUCGGCAGAUACAGGACUGGCUGUGGGACUCGGUGUCGGAGCUGUUCUCUUGUGUCUACUCGUCGCCAUCAUUAUCUUCAUCAUCUGUCGUCGGAGAAAAAACAAUAAACCAGGAGGACAGUUUCACCUCUGUAAAUCACCUGCUUCUGAUGUCACCAGCCAUAACGAAGAAUUCGAAAAAUCAUCUAAACCUCCAGUCAAGCCUUUCACUGAUGGAGAUCAAGUGUCUAUCCAGUCAGACAAAAGCUUUGUUGUGAGACAUUUCUUUCAGACAAUGGUGUCUACUGACCCUAGUGCAAUGUCCAAUCCACCCGAGAGAAUGCGUAGGGAUACAUUUAGGACUACUUACAGUGGCUCUAACCCCUCAUUGGCUAGUUCAGCUUACAGUUAUCCAAUAGGAAGGGAGACGGCUAUCUGACAUAUCAUCAUUAUCCUCAUAACCAAGAUAUCGUUAAUCAUCACAAACUAUAGCAAUAAACCAUAACUUCAUUAUAUCAGCAUGAAACAGCAGAGUAAUCAAGCAUAUAGUAAAAGUCAAAGUUGAAUCAUUUUUCAGCCAUUUUAUUCCUCAGACACAAAGUUAAUCAGUAUUAAUUAGAUUAAUGUUACUGUUUAUUUCAUAAUUGAGAUAGCAAUUCUAAACCAAUGAGUGUGUUGCUUUUGAUAAUUUCACCUCUUACCAAAAAAAUUGUAAUGAAGCUUUUUUUGAAAAAUAUAUUUAUCUUCAAUUUUGAUAGUACAUGUACUUUUGAAAAAUUGGAAGAGAUUAAAUCUUGUAAAUGGUUUAAUCUAUAAAUUAACAAACUGAAGGUAUUUCAUUGUUAGUUUGUAUCAUGUGUUUGAUUGAAUCUUGUGGGAAAAAAUAAUAAAAUUUAGGUUUUAUCAUGUGUAUGAUUAUAAUACAUGGACUAUAAACCAAAACAGGCCAGUUCUUUCCAUCAGAUUGUUUGAUAUAUAAGUAUAUAAUUGACUGACUCGGUAGUUGUUUGAUAAUGUUAUGCUGAGAGAAGAAUGGAUUUAACUUACCGGCAAACAAAAAUGUGCUCAGAUUUUCUGUUCAUCUUAGACUUUUGUGAAAACUAUAUUCAGUGAAAAUGAAAGAAUGAAUAUAAUAAUGUGAUAUAUAACUUAUUUGGAGCAUAAUAAUGUAGUCAGACUAGGACAGCACUCAUGAUGUGAAUGUGAUGUCUUAGUUUUGAAUUGCGGGUUCAAGAGAUAUGUUUUUUUUUAUCAUUAGCUUACUACAGGGGUACAUAAGUUUACAGAAAUCAGGAAUCUUAUUGUACUUUAUACCUGCCAUGAAUGUAUUUCCUAUAUACUAUAUUAAGGCUGCUACAUUUAUCAAUUUGUGUGUAUCAAAAUCACAUCUUACAGUGAACUUCAUGCAUUCUUAGACAGUAGUCACCAAAAAUUAAGACUGAAUGUGAGAAGAAAGGUUGUCAUUAAUUUUUAUUAAACAAUGUAAUUUUUUUUUAACAUGAAAUGUAUUUUAUUAAAACUGAAGGAAUAUUUCUAAAUAAACGCAGUGAACAAAUAAAUAAAA